This is a messenger RNA of Schistocerca serialis cubense, 6255 nucleotides long. RefSeq lists its product as uncharacterized. The transcript is spliced from 5 exons. Bases 1 to 6255 code for a protein of 2084 amino acids. The record is from RefSeq and is a predicted model, not a curated record. Lineage: Eukaryota; Metazoa; Arthropoda; Insecta; Orthoptera; Acrididae.
AUGCAGGGGCAUCGACGGCUGGUCGAGUUGGAGCAGGUCACCAAAGCUCCGAAGAUGCAGUGGGUCGAACAUCUGCAUUCCCAGGCGGCAGCUGGAGAGUGCACUGGGCUCUUACGUGAUGAUCUGGAGUGGACUCGCCAAUACCAUCCCGCUGGCAGAAGAAGGCUAGAUGAGAAAACAAAUCAGCUCGAGAGAAUUGCCGUGCCACCAGCAUCAGAAGCCGCGAAUACUGCAGAAUCCCUAUCUCAGGCCCCCGAUACGCAGUUAGAGAUACGUGCUAGACCACCAGCAGCCUCAGUGGUAUCUUUUGCAGAAUGGCCUGAUGAGUGCUCUAAUGAGAAGUUGGAUGUAGAUGAUGAGCCACCAGAAGACUCAGUAGAAACUAUUAGAGAAUGGGCUGAUGAGCGCUCUAAUGAGAAGUUGGAUAUAGAUGAUGAGCCACCACCAGACUCAGUAGAAACCAUUAGAGAAUGGGCUGAUGAGCGCUCUAAGGGGAAGUUGGAUAUAGAUGAUGAGCCACCACCAGACUCAGUAGAAACUAUUAGAGAAUGGGCUGAUGAGUGCUCUAAUGAGAAGUUGGAUAUAGAUGAUGAGCCACCACCAGACUCAGUAGAAACUAUUAGAGAAUGGGCUGAUGAGCGCUCUAAUGAGAAGUUGGAUAUAGAUGAUGAGCCACCAGCAGACUCAGUAGAAACUAUUAGAGAAUGGGCUGAUGAGCGCUCUAAUGAGAAGUUGGAUAUAGAUGAUGAGCCACCACCAGACUCAGUAGAAACUAUUAGAGAAUGGGCUGAUGAGCGCUCUAAUGAGAAGUUGGAUAUAGAUGAAGAGCCACCAGCAGACUCAGUAGAAACUAUUAGAGAAUGGGCUGAUGAGCGCUCUAAUGAGAAGUUGGAUAUAGAUGAUGAGCCACCACCAGACUCAGUAGAAACUAUUAGAGAAUGGGCUGAUGAGCGAUCUAAUGGAAAGUUGGAUAUAGAUGAUGAGCCAUCACCAGACUCAGUAGAAACUAUUAGAGAAUGGGCUGAUGAGCGCUCUAAUGAGAAGUUGGAUAUAGAUGAUGAGCCACCAGCAGACUCAGUAGAAACUAUUAGAGAAUGGGCUGAUGAGCGCUCUAAUGAGAAGUUGGAUAUAGAUGAUGAGCCACCAGCUGACUCAGUAGAAACAAUUAGAGAAUGGGCUGAUGAGCGCUCUAAUGGGAAGUUGGAUAUAGAUGAUGAGCCACCACCAGACUCAGUAGAAACUAUUAGAGAAUGGGCUGAUGAGCGCUCUAAUGAGAAGUUGGAUAUAGAUGAUGAGCCACCACCAGACUCAGUAGAAACUAUUAGAGAAUGGGCUGAUGAGCGCUCUAAUGAGAAGUUGGAUAUAGAUGAUGAGCCACCAGCAGACUCAGUAGAAACUAUUAGAGAAUGGGCUGAUGAGCGCUCUAAUGGGAAGUUGGAUAUAGAUGAUGAGCCACCAGCAGACUCAGUAGAAACUAUUAGAGAAUGGGCUGAUGAGCGCUCUAAUGGGAAGUUGGAUAUAGAUGAUGAGGCACCAACAGCCUCAGUAGAAACUAUUAGAGAAUGGGCUGAUGAGCGCUCUAAUGGGAAGUUGCAUAUAGAUGAUGAGCCACCAGCAGACUCAGUAGAAACUAUUAGAGAAUGGGCUGAUGAGCGCUCUAAUGAGAAGUUGGAUAUAGAUGAAGAGCCACCAGCAGACUCAGUAGAAACUAUUAGAGAAUGGGCUGAUGAGCGCUCUAAUGAGAAGUUGGAUAUAGAUGAUGAGCCACCAGCAGACUCAGUAGGAACUAUUAGAGAAUGGGCUGAUGAGCGCUCUAAUGGGAAGUUGGAUAUAGAUGAUGAGCCACCAGCAGACUCAGUAGAAACUAUUAGAGAAUGGGCUGAUGAGCCCUCUAAUGGGAAGUUGGAUAUAGGUGAUGAGCCACCAGCAGACUCAGUACAAACUAUUAGAAAAUGGGCUGAUGAGCGCUCUAAUGGGAAGUUGGAUAUAGGUGAUGAGCCACCAGCAGACUCAGUAGAAACAAUUAGAGAAUGGGCUGAUGAGCGGUCUAAUGGGAAGUUGGAUAUAGAUGAUGAGCCACCACCAGACUCAGUAGAAACUAUUAGAGAAUGGGCUGAUGAGCGCUCUAAUGAGAAGUUGGAUAUAGAUGAUGAGCCACCACCAGACUCAGUAGAAACUAUUAGAGAAUGGGCUGAUGAGCACUCUAAUGGGAAGUUGGAUAUAGAUGAUGAGCCACCACCAGACUCAGUAGACACUAUUAGAGAAUGGGCUGAUGAGCGCUCUAAUGGGAAGUUGGAUAUAGAUGAUGAGCCACCAGCAGACUCAGUAGACACUAUUAGAGAAUGGGCUGAUGAGCGCUCUAAUGAGGAGUUGGAUAUAGAUGAUGAGCCACCAGCAGACUCAGUAGAAACUAUUAGAGAAUGGGCUGAUGAGCGCUCUAAUGAGGAGUUGGAUAUAGAUGAUGAGCCACCACCAGACUCAGUAGACACUAUUAGAGAAUGGGCUGAUGAGCGCGCUAAUGAGAAGUUGGAUAUAGAUGAUGAGCCACCAGCAGACUCAGUAGAAACUAUUAGAGAAUGGGCUGAUGAGCGCUCUAAUGAGAAGUUGGAUAUAGAUGAUGAGCCACCAGCAGACUCAGUAGAAACUAUUAGAGAAUGGGCUGAUGAGCGCUCUAAUGAGAAGUUGGAUAUAGAUGAUGAGCCACCACCAGAUUCAGAUAUAGAUGAUGAGCCACCACCAGACUCAGUAGAAACUAUUAGAGAAUGGGCUGAUGAGCGCUCUAAUGAGAAGUUGGAUAUAGAUGAUGAGCCACCACCAGACUCCGUAGAAACUAUUAGAGAAUGGGCUGAUGAGCGCUCUAAUGAGAAGUUGGAUAUAGAUGAUGAGCCAUCACCAGACUCAGUAGAAACUAUUAGAGAAUGGGCUGAUGAGCGCUCUAAUGAGAAGUUGGAUAUAGAUGAUGAGCCACCAGCAGACUCAGUAGAAACUAUUAGAGAAUGGGCUGAUGAGCGCUCUAAUGAGAAGUUGGAUAUAGAUGAUGAGCCACCAGCUGACUCAGUAGAAACAAUUAGAGAAUGGGCUGAUGAGCGCUCUAAUGGGAAGUUGGAUAUAGAUGAUGAGCCACCACCAGACUCAGUAGAAACUAUUAGAGAAUGGGCUGAUGAGCGCUCUAAUGAGAAGUUGGAUAUAGAUGAUGAGCCACCACCAGACUCAGUAGAAACUAUUAGAGAAUGGGCUGAUGAGCGCUCUAAUGAGAAGUUGGAUAUAGAUGAUGAGCCACCAGCAGACUCAGUAGAAACUAUUAGAGAAUGGGCUGAUGAGCGCUCUAAUGGGAAGUUGGAUAUAGAUGAUGAGCCACCAGCAGACUCAGUAGAAACUAUUAGAGAAUGGGCUGAUGAGCGCUCUAAUGGGAAGUUGGAUAUAGAUGAUGAGGCACCAACAGCCUCAGUAGAAACUAUUAGAGAAUGGGCUGAUGAGCGCUCUAAUGGGAAGUUGCAUAUAGAUGAUGAGCCACCAGCAGACUCAGUAGAAACUAUUAGAGAAUGGGCUGAUGAGCGCUCUAAUGAGAAGUUGGAUAUAGAUGAAGAGCCACCAGCAGACUCAGUAGAAACUAUUAGAGAAUGGGCUGAUGAGCGCUCUAAUGAGAAGUUGGAUAUAGAUGAUGAGCCACCAGCAGACUCAGUAGGAACUAUUAGAGAAUGGGCUGAUGAGCGCUCUAAUGGGAAGUUGGAUAUAGAUGAUGAGCCACCAGCAGACUCAGUAGAAACUAUUAGAGAAUGGGCUGAUGAGCCCUCUAAUGGGAAGUUGGAUAUAGGUGAUGAGCCACCAGCAGACUCAGUACAAACUAUUAGAGAAUGGGCUGAUGAGCGCUCUAAUGGGAAGUUGGAUAUAGGUGAUGAGCCACCAGCAGACUCAGUAGAAACAAUUAGAGAAUGGGCUGAUGAGCGGUCUAAUGGGAAGUUGGAUAUAGAUGAUGAGCCACCACCAGACUCAGUAGAAACUAUUAGAGAAUGGGCUGAUGAGCGCUCUAAUGAGAAGUUGGAUAUAGAUGAUGAGCCACCACCAGACUCAGUAGAAACUAUUAGAGAAUGGGCUGAUGAGCACUCUAAUGGGAAGUUGGAUAUAGAUGAUGAGCCACCACCAGACUCAGUAGACACUAUUAGAGAAUGGGCUGAUGAGCGCUCUAAUGGGAAGUUGGAUAUAGAUGAUGAGCCACCAGCAGACUCAGUAGACACUAUUAGAGAAUGGGCUGAUGAGCGCUCUAAUGAGGAGUUGGAUAUAGAUGAUGAGCCACCAGCAGACUCAGUAGAAACUAUUAGAGAAUGGGCUGAUGAGCGCUCUAAUGAGGAGUUGGAUAUAGAUGAUGAGCCACCACCAGACUCAGUAGACACUAUUAGAGAAUGGGCUGAUGAGCGCGCUAAUGAGAAGUUGGAUAUAGAUGAUGAGCCACCAGCAGACUCAGUAGAAACUAUUAGAGAAUGGGCUGAUGAGCGCUCUAAUGAGAAGUUGGAUAUAGAUGAUGAGCCACCAGCAGACUCAGUAGAAACUAUUAGAGAAUGGGCUGAUGAGCGCUCUAAUGAGAAGUUGGAUAUAGAUGAUGAGCCACCACCAGAUUCAGAUAUAGAUGAUGAGCCACCACCAGACUCAGUAGAAACUAUUAGAGAAUGGGCUGAUGAGCGCUCUAAUGAGAAGUUGGAUAUAGAUGAUGAGCCACCACCAGACUCCGUAGAAACUAUUAGAGAAUGGGCUGAUGAGCGCUCUAAUGAGAAGUUGGAUAUAGAUGAUGAGCCACCACCAGUCUCAGUAGAAACUAUUAGAGAAUGGGCUGAUGAGCGCUCUAAUGCAAAGUUGGAUAUAGAUGAUGAGCCACCAGCAGACUCAGUAGAAACUAUUAGAGAAUGUGCUGAUGAGAGCUCUAAUGGGAAGUGGGAUAUAGAUGAUGAGCCACCAGCAGACUCAGUAGAAACUAUUAGAGAAUGGGCUGAUGAGCGCUCUAAUGAGAAGUUGGAUAUAGAUGAUGAGCCACCAGCAGACUCAGUAGAAACUAUUAGAAAAUGGGCUGAUGAGCGCUCUAAUGGGAAGUUGGAUAUAGAUGAUGAGCCACCAGCAGACUCAGUAGAAACUAUUAGAGAAUGGGCUGAUGAGCGCUCUAAUGAGAAGUUGGAUACAGAUGAUGAGCCACCAGCAGACUCAGUAGAAACUAUUAGUGAAUGGGCUGAUGAGCGCUCUAAUGGGAAGUUCUAUAUAGAUGAUGAGCCACCACCAUACUCAGUAGAAACUAUUAGAGAAUGGGCUGAGGAGCGCUCUAAUGAGAAGUUGGAUAUAGAUGAUGAGCCACCACCAGACUCAGUAGAAACUAUUAGAGAAUGGGCUGAUGAGCGCUCUAAUGGGAAGUUGGAUAUAGAUGAUGAGCCACCACCAGACUCAUUAGAAACUAUUAGAGAAUGGGCUGAUGAGUGCUCUAAUGAGAAGUUGGAUAUAGAUGAUGAGCCACCAGCAGACUCAGUAGAAACUAUUAGAGAAUGGGCUGAUGAGCGCUCUAAUGGGAAGUUGGAUAUAGAUGAUGAGCCACCAGCAGACUCAGUAGAAACUAUUAGAGAAUGGGCUGAUGAGAGCUCUAAUGGGAAGUUGGAUAUAGAUGAUGAGCCACCAGCAGACUCAGUAGAAACUAUUAGAGAAUGGGCUGAUGAGCGCUCUAAUGGGAAGUUGGAUAUAGAUGAUGAGCCACCAGCAGACUCAGUAGAAACUAUUAGAGAAUGGGCUGAUGAGAGCUCUAAUGGGAAGUUGGAUAUAGAUGAUGAGCCAACAGCAGACUCAGUAGAAACUAUUAGAGAAUGGGCUGAUGAGCGCUCUAAUGAGAAGUUGGAUAUAGAUGAUGAGCCACCAGCAGACGCAGUAGAAACUAUUAGAGAAUGUGCUGAUGGGCGCUCUAAUGAGGAAUGUUUGGAAGCCACCUCUACCUUUGCAGCAUAUUGUCGUUUUAGAGCUGCUCUUAGUUGUGGCCCUAUGAAACUAACGCCCUUAAAAACAAGACCAUUUCCGAUCAAAACAGCUUUUAUCGUUACAGGCCCACCGAAGAAGAGGGCCUUUACUCAACGGAAGGUGUGUCCUAUUAAGGCGGCCUUCAUAGUCACAGGCCCGCCAAAGAUAAAAGCAUUUACUCCAAAGAAGGUCUGUCCCAUUAAAGCAUCCUUUUGUGUUACGGAACCACCGAAGAAGAAGGCAUUCACUUGUAAAUUGCUUGUACCAAGUUAA